CUCUGUCUCUCUCUCCCUCACUCACUUUCUCUUUCUCUGUCCGUUUAUCUUCCUCUUACACUCUCUCUCUCUCCCCUUCAUCUCACCUCCAACUAGUCAGUGUUCUGUCUCUCUGUCCUGCUCUAUCUCUCUCUUUUCCCCUCUCUGUCUGUCUCUCUCUCUCUUUUUGGUGUGCUCAAGCUCCAGUUUGGUUUGCUGUCUGUCUGUGCGUUGCCGGUCUCGUUCCUCUGCAGACCUGAACCUCCAGCUGAACCCGGGACUCCAGCUCACUCUACAGCAGACUUUGGUAUCUUGGUAAAGCUGAGACAAAUGUGUGUGACUGAUCUAUUCUAAGCUCUUUGUACCAUUUUAAGAGGUCAAUUGUUCAUUCAGUCAGCAGAAAAGGAGAGUUGUAGAAAUGGCGAUGAACAGCAUCCUCAACUCUGAUGACAUUAAGAAAGCACUGGAUGCAUUUAAAGCCGUCGACUCAUUCGACCACAAGAGGUUUUUUGAGAUGGUCGGACUGAAGGCGAAGUCAGCUGACGAUGUGAAAAAGGCUUUCCAUGUCCUGGAUGCUGACAAUAGCGGAUUUAUAGAAGAAGAGGAACUUAAGUUUGUUCUGAAGGGUUUUGCUACAGAUGGGAGAGACCUGACCGAUAAGGAGACCAAAGCAUUCCUGCAGGCUGCGGACAAAGACGGAGAUGGAAAGAUUGGAGCAGAAGAGUUUGCUGCUCUGGUUCGUGAAUAAGUGUCACGGACUCUUGGCCUGUUCAUACCUCAUGACCCCUUGACCUUGACCUCAGCCUAAUACACCCCUGAAGCACAGACACACAUAGACACUCACUUAAGGCCCGGGUAUACUUCAUUUUCUGCGUUCCGCUCCGCUCGUGCACAGUUGAGUGAGCGAGCCUUUGAAAGUAAACUCCUUUGGCCGUGAGCGCGGAAAGACGCGUUCAACGCACAUCACGCAUCUAGUGGACUUUGCUUUCAAACGCUCAAAUCACUCGCACAUGCACCAGUCACAAAAAUUGGGCUGUGUGUGGACAGUGCGCGGAUGUCCGCAGACCCUCCCGAUGACGAAAGUUACGUCACAUGAGCAGUGCGCGGACCGUUGAGGAAUGCGGGCGGCUGAAGUAUACUUUGGACUUCAGACACGCUUGUACACGCCCCUCCUGAAUACAUCACCUACACACUCUAAUCUCCCAUUGUCAUGCUAUUUAUUUUCCUUUUUAUACAAAAGUGAGUGUUUCUGCUAUUGUAUAGAUCAAGAGACCUUUAACAGGGCAAAAACUCAUGCCGGCAAUAUGUAGAUAUAAUAGAAAAGAAAACAACACACUCUCCAUGGUCCACUAUUCCUUGUCUAUUUUAAUCUUUCUCCCAUUGAUCUUUCUCUCCACUGCCCCCCACCUUCCCUCCAAACUCUCUCCAUGUCUCUGAUAACAAGCCUUUGUGAAACACCAAAAGAAGAAAGAGGUCAAGUUGUGAAAGAAAAAAAAAAUAAAGAGACAAUGCCCGAAGA
Molecule: messenger RNA, 1498 nt
Organism: Megalobrama amblycephala (Wuchang bream)
Lineage: Eukaryota; Metazoa; Chordata; Actinopteri; Cypriniformes; Xenocyprididae
Gene: pvalb6
Product: parvalbumin 6
Exons: 7
Coding region: 398-727 (109 amino acids)
Cellular component (GO): cytoplasm; nucleus
Molecular function (GO): calcium ion binding
Source: RefSeq, a predicted model, not a curated record